Molecule: messenger RNA, 864 nt
Organism: Heterostelium album PN500
Lineage: Eukaryota; Evosea; Eumycetozoa; Acytosteliales; Acytosteliaceae
Product: short-chain dehydrogenase/reductase family protein
Exons: 2
Coding region: 1-864 (287 amino acids)
Molecular function (GO): oxidoreductase activity
Source: RefSeq, a predicted model, not a curated record
AUGACAGAUAAUAAUAAAGUGAUUGUUAUAACAGGAGCAUCAUCUGGUAUUGGUGAAUCACUUGCAAAGUCAUAUGCAAAGAGAAAAGAUACAUCUUUAGUGUUGGCAUCUCGUGACAUUGUAAAAUUAGCUAGAGUUCAAAAAGAUUGUAUACAACUUGGUUGCAAUCAAUGUAUAAUCAUUAAAUAUGAUGCUUCAAAUCAAUUAGAUUGUGAAUCAUUGAUAAAACAAACAUUGUUAAAAUUGAAAAAGAUUGAUCUGCUAAUAUUGAAUGCAGGUGUUUCCUAUCAUAAUCUAUUCAGACAAUCAAAGGAUCUAUCGGUCUAUCGUCAGAUGAUGGAUAUCAAUUUCUUUGGCUACAUGUACACCACCUAUUAUGCACUGGAUCAAAUGGUUGGACAGUACGAAAAGACCGGCGUUAAAGCACAGAUCGCCGUCGUCUCUUCGGUAUCCGGUGAGCUAGGUCUUCCACUACGCGCUGGUUAUUGUGCAUCGAAAUUCGCAGUCAACGGUUUCUUUGAGUCGUUGCGCAUGGAGGUACCACAGAUCGAUUUCACAGUGCUGAUGCCCACCUCUGUAAAUACACCGAUGCGUCAACACUCACUAGGUCAUAGCAACAACAGCUGCAACAACAACGAUAGUUCAACCAACAAGAUACAAUUCAAUGAAGAUGAAAGUAAACGUAUGUCUCUUGAGGAUUGUUGUUUCGUUAUUGUUAGAUCGAUCGAUGCCAAACGCAAGAAAGUGGUGUUUCCCUUCAGUAACUAUCUAGCCACCGUUAUCAAACCGAUCUUUCCAAACUUUAUAGAACGAAUGGCAAUGAAGAAAGCUGGUGGUUCUAUUGUACCUCAAUCAAAGCUAUAA